Erinaceus europaeus (western European hedgehog) is the source of this 4475-nucleotide messenger RNA. RefSeq names its product MTOR associated protein, eak-7 homolog (gene MEAK7). The transcript has 8 exons. Lineage: Eukaryota; Metazoa; Chordata; Mammalia; Eulipotyphla; Erinaceidae. The record is from RefSeq and is a predicted model, not a curated record. Gene Ontology annotation, biological process: TOR signaling. Bases 831 to 2018 code for a protein of 395 amino acids.
CCCUCUCUGGCAAUGGGGCAAAUCCGUGGAUUUCUAAGGCGGAAGGUCAGGGUCGAUCUCGGUACCCUGGUCAGGAGAGCCUGGCUGGAUAGAAGUGAAGAUGGGGAACAGCAGGAGCUGCUCAGGGCAGACUUCCUACUCACAGUUCCUACCAGAGGAGCAGGCUGAGAUGGACGGGUUAUUUGAUGAGCUCUCGGCAGCAGAGAAGAUCAGGUCGAACACCUUGACUCCAUUCUUCUCCCUGACAACGCUGAAGGCAAGAAGACCCUUCAACACUUUAUGUUUCCUCUAGAGCAGGGCUCUGUGCUGGCCUCCGGACCACAGUUAGCCAGCCUGUUUUUGUGAAAUGGUUGUAUGGGAACACCCUGGGGUUUAAUGGGAACAUCCCAGGUCUGUUCUCUGUAAAGGGCAGAUAGCACUUCACACUUUGGUUUUGUGGGUGCGUGGCCUCUCUCAUUGUGUUUGGGAGCUGUUCUAGUUUGAAAUAGACUUGGGGCAGCUCUCUUUUCCAUCGCUCAGCCCCUGGCUCACUUGAUGGCUCUCCCAGUGGGUGACACACUGCCCUUAGUGGCUCCCCGAGUCCUGGGUGUUAGGGGUGUGUGUGAUGUCAUCAGGUGAGAGUGAUGGCACAGGUAGGGACUUAGGAAAGGACAUGUAAGUUGGGCAGUGUGGGCAGCAGUGGGUAGGUGUGUGUGUGUGGGGGGGAGGGGGGUUGUGCUCCUCCUGUCACUUAUUUUCCAUGGCCCCACCACAUUCAACUCAUAUCCUGUUCAGCUGUUCCUCCUGUUUGUCCCUGACAGAGCCACCUUGGGGAAGCCCUUCCCCCAGAGAUGGUCACCAGACUAUACGAUGGCAUGUGCAGGGUGGUCCCAACAGGGAAGGCACAGAGGCCCAGCGGCGUUGUUUCCCGGGAGCAGUUCACUCUGUCCAUGUCCCACCUACUGAAGGGAAACUCUGAGGAGAAGAGCUUCCUGAUCCUGAAGAUGAUUUCUGCCACCGAAGGGUCUGUGAAAGCAAGAGAAGUGCAGAAGUUUGCAGAGGAUCUGGUUGGCUCUGUGGCACAUGUGCUAUGCCACAGGCAGGAGCUGAAAGGCUGGACUCAAGAUCAAGCCCCAGGCUUGGCCCCCCGGGUGCAGUCGCUGGCAGUGCAGCUGGUGUCUGAGCUGAAGCUUCAAGAUGGUGAGAAGCUCCUGGGCCCUCAGCGUCUGGACUGUGACUGUGACCGUGCAGGCCUGGAGGACUGGGUGUUUCGGGUGCCCCACGUGGCCACAUUUCUGAGCGUGAUCCUCCACCGAGGCUUUCUCCUCCAGCAGGUGCCCCUAGAGCUGGCUACCCUGGUCCCCCAGCGCCAGGUGGACCCAGACCGGGACUUUGCUAGCAUCCUGGAUGUGCUGUCAGUCAUCUUCAUCAACUCCCAGCUCCCCCGGGAGCAGCAGCACCGCUGGCGCCUGCUCUUUGCGUCUGAGCUCCACGGGCACAGCUUUGCUCAGCUUUGUGGGCGCAUAACUCAGCGGGGCCCCUGUGUAGUGCUCCUGGAGGACCACGAUGGCCAUGUCUUUGGGGGCUUUGCUUCCUGCUCCUGGGAGGUCAAGCCUCAGUUUCAAGGAGACAACCGGUGCUUCCUGUUCUCCCUGUCACCCUGUAUGGCCGUGCACACCCACACUGGCUACAAUGACCACUACAUGUACCUGAAUCAUGGGCAGCAGACCAUCCCCAAUGGACUGGGCAUGGGGGGACAACAUCAUUACUUUGGGCUGUGGAUUGAUGUGGAUUUCGGCAAAGGACACAGCAAGGCAAAGCCCACGUGCACCACCUAUAACAGUCCUCAGCUGUCAGCCAAGGAGAACUUCCAGUUUGAGAAAAUGGAGGUGUGGGCAGUUGGAGAUGCUCCUGAGGUGCAGCUGGCCAAGAACAACAAGAGCAUCCUGGAUGCAGACCCUGAAGCCCAGGCCCUGCUGGAAAUCAGUGGGCGGAGUCGCCACAGCGAAGCAUUCAGGGAAGCCCCAGAUGAAGAGUGAAGAGCCCCAUGCUGUCUGCCCGGACCUUCCCACAUCUGUGUGAACUGUAAACCCUUUUGCACCUCCAGGGGGCUCAGCUUUGACCAAGGGCUGCACAAAGCAACAGGCCUGAUGCCACAUGUGGACUAGUGGGUCUGUCUCCCAGAACUCCUGAGUGGCCAGUUAACAGCUUCAUCCUUACACACCUGUUUGUUUAGUAUCCAUGAAAUCUGAAGACAUGGAGCCAUUGGCAACCUCUGCUGUGGUUAUCAAUGGUUGGGGAUGUGUGUUCUUGUGCAGGAGGGGGUGCCAGCCUCUAGGGGGUGGGGGUGGGGGUGGGGGUGGAGGGGUUUCAUUCCAUUUUGGUGGGUCAAGGAUAGAGGCAUGUAGAUGUGAAUCUUGAUGCUUUUUAGAAGAGCUUCCUAGAGUUUUUUCAUGUUUAGUAGAAAAGCACAAACACUGGUGGGGGUGGGGGAGCGGGGGACAGCCUAGGCUUUUGGUGGCACCAGGACUCGUGGUGGCCUUUGUAGGUGUUUCUAAGUUUCUUUUUUUUUUUUUUUUUUUCCAGUUAUUGCUGGGGUUCAGUGCUGGCACUACAAAUCCACUACACCUGGAUGCCACUCCCCCGUUUUAUUGGAUAGAUCAGAGAGAAGUUGAGAGAGGAGGGGGAAAGAUAAGACAGUUGCAGACCUGCCCUGUGAAGCAACCUCCCUGCAGGUGGGGAGCCGGGGGCUCGAACCAGGGUCCUUAUGCAGGUGCUUACUCUGUGUACUAUGUGCACUUAUCCUGGUGUGCCGCCAGCCACCUGAGCCCCCAGUAUUUCUAAGUUUCCAUGGCAGCCUUAUUCAAGCUUUUUAAAGUGAACCUGUACUGUGAGCAGAUGAGAAGCUAGCAGCAGGAAGGCAGGAUUGUGGUUGUUACUGAAGUAAAUGUGGGGGCUACCUGGGGCCCCAUGAUUGAGAAUACUGACAUACACAUGAGCCUGACUUGUAGAUUUGUGGUGACUUGUCAGUACUGGCCUGGGUUCUAAACCCCUAGGCACCAGGCCCUUCCUGACGCUGAGCAGAGCUGCCAUUGCCCCUCUGAGAUACAAAUUCCAAACCCACUUCAUGAACCCCUUAAAGGAGCUGUGAGCUGGCCUGUGAGCCAUGUGCCUCUUCCCUUUGCCCUAUGCUGUACACUUUGAACCUUUGGUGCAUCUGACAAAGAAGUGCAGCCUUUCACUAGGGUUUGCCCUGAUUCAAAGCCAUAAGAAAUCGAGCCAUUUGCAUUUUGCAGCUCUUGCAUUUUUCUCCCAGGAGCUCAUCAAACUUUCCCACUUGGCAGUGCCCCUGACCAAGCAGAGACCUUGGAAAUGAGCCUUCAAAAGGAGAAUACACACUUAGAUGCAUCGAGGUGCCAUGGGUGACAAACACAAUCACACAAUGAGAAGUGAUCAGAUUUCCUUAUUUUUUUAAAGUUUUUUUUUUCCUCCAAGGUUAUUGCUGGGGCUCAGUGCCUGCACUACAAAUCUGCUCCUGGAGGCCAUUUCCCCCUUUUUGUUGUUGUAUAGGACAGAGAGAAAUCGUGAGAGGAGGGGGAGAUGGGGGUGAGAAAGACACCUGCAGACCUGUUUCACCACUUGGAAAGCGACCCCCCUGCAGGUGAGGAGCCAUGGACUUGAACCAGGAUCCUUACGCCAGUCCUUGUGCUUUGCACCAUGUGCACUUAACCCCCUGCGCUACUGCCCACCCCCAAAUUUCCUGAUUAAAAUAACCCAGUUUUUAAUAGCUUCUCAGGUGCCUUUUGCAAUCAGUAUCUUUUGUUCCUUUGAUACACUCCUAAUGAGAGUGACACCAGGGCUGUACCAUGACAAACUGACUUUUUUCAGAUAGAGUGAGACAGCACUAAAGCUCUCCCCAGUGUGGUGGGGGCUAGGCUCAGACCCGGGUCAUGUGUUUGGCAUAGGAGGCACACUGACCGGGACAGCUAUCUUACCUGCCCUUUGUUUCUUUUUGAAAAAAUAGCUUUUGGUCCCUUUUUUUUCCUUUAUGGUUUCCUUAUAAUUAAUUGAUUUGUGUUCUUUACUAGUUUUAUUUUGGUGAGUGUUCCUUUGCUGCUGUUGAAUGUUCUGUUCUUGAUUUUUUCUUUCGAUUUGAGAGAGAGAGAGAGAGAGAAAAAAAAUGAGAGACACUGCAGCACUGCUUUACGGUUCACGGAGCUCCCCUGCUGCCAUGCACAGUGCCCCCAUGUGGUGGUGGGGUCUCCAGCCUGGGACCUUGCACAUGGCAAAGUAUGUGUUCUACUCGGUAAGUCAUGUCCUUUCUCAUGUCUUGUACUUUGACUUAAAAAAAGAUUUAAUGAGAGAAAGAGGGGAACAUCACUUAGGUCUAUUUGGUGCUAGGGCUUGAAUUUAGGACUUCGCUCAUUUGAGUCCCAGUUGACCUGUGUCACCUUCCCAGCCACAAAUGGAGUCUCUUAUAAAUGUGAGUGAAACUA